AUGGGUGGCUGGACCCGGUUGGUGGCAGGCGCCUUUCUGUGCGCCUCUCCCGGCAGCCUGUUUCUCGUCGAGGGUUCUGAUGGAGUCAAGACUUUCAAUCUCCCUAACGGGGGCUCUUUGAAUAUUGAAGUCACCAGGGGAUCGCAUCCAGGAGGGUCUAUUAGCGUAAGCGCUCCCGGAAGCACAAGUAUGAGUUUCCCAGGUGUUUCUGGAUCGUAUGGCGGCUACUCUCUCACGGACUCUGUUGAAAUCAGCAGCAGCGGCGAACCCCCUGUGGUUCAGCAUAUAACGUUAGGGCAAGGAGGCACUGGCUUCCCCCCCCCUUCUUUCGGAAGAAUUACACCACUUGUGGCUGGGGCUCCCACCUCUACUUCGCAAAUAAUGUUCGGGUGGGUCCCCGAUCCUGACGCUGCAAGCGCCAGCCUGGGGGCUCAGAACAUCUCCGAGUUGAACAACGCUCUCCGCAGUGCUGCCUUUGUUAACAAACUGCGAACUCGUGCGAUUGUUGAGAAGUCCUGCAGCAUUCCCGUAGCUACGGACCGCCAGAGCUACUUGGAGAUCUUCUGGGGGGCAGUAGAUGCAGAGAGACGCUUUCGUGAAGCAGCAGAAGAGCAAAGAAAAGUAAUAGAAGAUGAGCUUCAUCAAAACCAAAUGGCUUCACCAAAUAUGACGUACGCUCGCUCAGUUGCUACAAGAGCAAAUCUAGAGAGGGGAGAGACAGGUGCAGCAGCAGCAGGAGGAGGAGCAGCAGCAGAAACAGAAAACGAUACAGCAGCAGCGCUGAGGUAUCAAGAAACAGUAGACAGGAUUUUCGGCUCACGAGUUGAAAUUCUUUUAACUUGCAAGCUGGCGGCUCUUCUAGGACAGCCUCAUAUCUUUUUAAGUGAUGCAAUAAAGCCCGUCGAAGCAUUAGAGAUGGUAGCUACUGCUCUUGGCUUAGGAGACGUCUCAUCCACUCCUCUACCUGCAGAAGCCGCAGCAGCAGCAGCAGGUGCAGCACGAGCAACAGCAGGCCCUAUGUUUGGAGGCCUAGAGCCCUUCCUCAUGGCUUCAAAUCCUCUUACAACCGGGCACAUACUGACAUUGUUAAUAGGGUAUAUAGACAGAGAUGCGUUUUUCGGGUCUUCUCCACGUAAAUCUUUUUAUAAUUUUACUACAUUAGUAGGAGCAACAGGAGGAGAGUCAGGUAUACUGAUGCUCGAUGAGAUGUGCGACAGAGACAGAGGCCCUCGACAUAAAACAAGCAUGCUUGCUCGUAAUAGAAGAAAAGACAGACAAGGAAGACCUACAGCAAGAGGAAGCUCAAAACCCUGGUUUGUUAGAGGGACAAGACGCCAACAUAAAAAUAAAAAUCAGCCUGAACUCCUCAGGGCUUACUGUGAUGCAACAGAAAUGAUAUUAAACGCUGUUAUGACAAAACAAGAAGAUAUACAAGAAGAAAUGCUCAAGUAUUCUUUGCCUGUGGAGCCUCUGGUUGACCCAGCGACUAAUGCUGCACGCAUUCAAACGCGCACUUGCAGAGGAGAAGCAGCAGUUUGCGAAUUUGAUAAUUCAAUCUUAAGCCCUGUCGCUAGUCCUCUUGAUCCUGCUGCUAUUGAUCAGAACACCACUACAAGAAGCGCCUUCAACUUAUACGCUGGUCUUGCUAGCGCUCAAAUCGGCAACAUGUUAGAAGACGGAGGGUCGCGAUAUUACGAUACGCGAGCAGAGCAGUGGAUGGAAAUCAUUUCAAAGCCGGCAGCGAAUAACGACAUUCUUGAAAAAGCAUUUUACUACGACAACAGAGAAAUGAUAUCCAAAAGCAAAAGCGCGAUACAAAAAGCAUUUGAUGCCUUCGCAAGAAGAAUAACUGCUUUAGCAGGCAAAGCAUCUGUCUCUUUCUCUGAAGCAACAACUAUUUUUGAAGCUAUUCAAAAAGAUGUUGCAGCGCAAAGACCUCGAAAAUGGUACAAGAGGGAGCCGCCUAUUAAUAAAAAGAAUUUAUUUAGAGUUGCUGUCAUUCUCUUUCUUAAAAGUAGACUGGCAUGCGACAUGCGAAGUUCUUUUGCUGAGAAGUUUGAGGCUUUCACUCAGUUUUUAUUUAAAUCAAGAGAAGCAGGAGGAAGACGUCAGCCUGCUCUUCAGCGCUCAUUACUUGCAUUCUUUAGAACAAACAAAGCUCAAAGUUUCUACGCUAUGUGUUCCUUCGACCCUCUCUCUCUCAGCUACCUCUUCCUAUACAGAUUCGUUCUUAUGGGCAGCGAUGCUGGAAGGACACAUGAUAAACAACACGCUGCUAUGAGUCGAACGCGACUGAGCACGAGGCUUCUGGGCUCAAAGUGGACGCCUUCAAUUCUUAAAAGUGUUAUGAUGGGAUUCAAAAGAAAAUCUCUUGUUCAAACUGCUAAACAAUUGUUGUUAGAAAGCCUCGACCCUUCGAUAUUAUCUUCAUUAUUAACUUCUUUUGAUUGGAUUGUGCAUACACAAGCGACACUGCAAGUAAACCAAAGUGCUUCGAUGUAUCAUGACUUAGAGGCCCCUUCUCAGCAGUAUAAAACAACUGGAGAGAAGAAAGAAGGGUAUAGAUUAUCAAGCGGCGGCUUAGUAAAAACUACAGAUAAACAAUUAGAAGACUGGGCUGAGUACGGUAUCCCUGCAUCAUUAUCAAGAAAAUUAAGAAGAGGCGAGAAGCUUCCUAAGUCUGUAGCAUUUGAAAAAAUUGCAACGCCGGACUUAACGAAGUGGGAGCAGCAAUUAAAUAAUAAGUGGUUGGAUGCUCUAAGUGCAUAUUUAGAGCAUCCUUAUGGUCGUGCUGCUCUUGCUGCAAGAGAUCCUGUAGCUCUUUUAGUAAAAGAAAGUAAAGAUAGACUUGAAGCUGAGGUUGACUCAACCAUAUUCUUAGGAAGAGUUGUUAAAGUGCCGAGGAUGUCAAAAUUCAAGAAAGCUAUGAAAGCAAUAAGCAAUUUCUUUCGAGCAAUUCUUAGAGCUCCUGAACAAAGUGAAUAUGCUGUUUGGAUGGGUGUUAAGGUAAAUGUUGAUAAAGUGCUUGCUGUUAUGAAAGCAGUAAAUAAUGCUGCUGAGGUUGCAAAGAGUUCUGGAGUCUAUGAACAUAUAAGAGAAGCUUUCCUCGAGAUUGUUAAAGACUUUGUAAUGGGAAACCUUGAUUCACAUGUUCGUAUUGUUGGAUAUGAUACAUUUGCUGCAAUAGAUGAACAGCUAAGAACUCAAGGGUAUGCUGCUGCAAAUAAAAGAAAUCACGGUUUCCUUGCUAUUCAUCCAGAUUAUUCAAAUAUGAGUGAAGCAGAGAGAAAAAGAGAGUUUCAACUCAGCAUGUGUAUGGAUCACUGCGAGUCUGUUUGGUCUUUAAUUACCUCUUUAGUCCUGACUAAUCUGCAGAACCCGAAGAAACUAAAAGAUUAUGAAACUGAAAUGAGCAAAACAAAGGCUAUUGCAGCUCUUAACGAUCCUAAUCGUGUGAAUGCUUUCCGGUUUGGUUUGAACGUUCAGACAGAUUAUUUUGAGAAUUUAUUAGAUAAAGGUUCACGAGAAAACAUCAAAAGAAUGAAGUUUGGAGGGGGAACAUGGUUUGCUUACUCUUUACUUCUUGCUGGACGUAUCAAUACUGCUAUGGGGAUGCCUAACUUAGGAACAACUCUUGUUUAUCAAGCUCCUUACUAUGGAAACUUUAUUCUUCGAUGGAUAAAAGAAAGAAGAGAAGCCCGAAAGAAAGCUCUAUUUGCAAUGUUAACCCUUGGUUUCUUCUUUGCAUACACAUUCCUCUCUGUUUCAGAUAUUACUCAGCAUCUUAAUGACUCUGGCUUAGGCCCUGCAGUUGAUUGUCUAGAAAAUCUUAUUGUUGGGCCUAUAUGUCCUGCUGAAGUCAUUGCUCCUGCAAUAACAAGUGCAGCAACAGCAGCAGCACAAGAUGUAUUCAAAGUAGGUUUGCUGGGGCUUCUAACUCCUUAUCUUGUCUGGCCGAUGAUGCUUAUCAGUGUCUGGCAGAUACUCAAAUCUGAGUUUAAAGUGUUGCUGCAAUUCGAAAUGUCUGUUAAAAGCCUCUUUACUCGUUUCUCUCGAUGGGCUAAGCAGCCGUUUACAACUUGGUGGCAGAAAAGACGAAGAAUGAAAGAAAGCAUUAUGAAGAAUGCUUCAGAUAAAUAUGAACAAGAGAAGAUUAAAAACAAAGGUAAAGAGCCUCAAGCUAGAGAUUUCAUAGGGAGAUUAGAUACAGGUGCUGCUGAUUUAGAUAUCCUCGGACUUCCAUCUUCUCAACAGCAAAUAAGCUAUGAAAUUACUUGGGGAGGCCCUGUAUUUCCUUACAGUCCGCCUUUGAUUCAAGCUUCUUCAUCAGGUCUUUAA
Messenger RNA from Eimeria acervulina, 4338 nucleotides. Its product is annotated as rhoptry neck protein 2, putative. Bases 1 to 4338 code for a protein of 1445 amino acids. The record is from RefSeq and is a predicted model, not a curated record. The transcript is spliced from 10 exons. NCBI's taxonomy places the organism in Eukaryota, Apicomplexa, Conoidasida, Eucoccidiorida, Eimeriidae.